Spinacia oleracea (spinach) is the source of this 1614-nucleotide messenger RNA. RefSeq names its product uroporphyrinogen decarboxylase 1, chloroplastic. The transcript has 6 exons. Lineage: Eukaryota; Viridiplantae; Streptophyta; Magnoliopsida; Caryophyllales; Amaranthaceae. Gene Ontology annotation, biological process: porphyrin-containing compound biosynthetic process. The record is from RefSeq and is a predicted model, not a curated record. Gene Ontology annotation, molecular function: uroporphyrinogen decarboxylase activity. Bases 138 to 1367 code for a protein of 409 amino acids.
GCAACCGGGUCCAUGGUGGAUUAUUUUAGGACAGAGACAGAGAGAUUGGAUGACUUGAAUCCUAUCCUCUGCCCACAUUCCCUCUUCUCCGCAACGGACGCCAUUGAAGAAGAUAACUGGAGAUUCCGCCAUUGAAGAUGACUCCUUCUUCUCUCACCAGUGGUUGUUGUUCUCACACUAUCGGUUGGAAUUCGUGGACCUUGUUUUCUCGUCUUCCUAAUUCAAAUUAUAAUCACACUCUCUCUCCUCAUCGCAAGCUCAGUUACCGGAAAUUUCCUCGGGCUUGUUCGGCUGCUACUGAUCCACUAUUGGUCAAAGCUGCGAGAGGAGAACCUGUUUGCCGUCCCCCGGCAUGGAUGAUGCGCCAGGCAGGAAGGUAUAUGGCUGUUUACAGAAAGCUUGCAGAGAAACACCCAUCCUUUAGAGAGAGAUCAGAGACAACCGAUCUGAUUGUGAAAAUUUCUUUGCAGCCUUGGGAAGCAUUUCACCCUGAUGGGGUUAUUAUAUUUUCUGACAUACUCACCCCUCUCCCUGCUUUUGGGGUUCCUUUUGACAUAGAAGAAGUCAGAGGUCCUGUCAUCCAGUCUCCUAUUCGUGAUAAAGAUGCCUUGAAAGCAUUGCAUCCAAUUGACUUGGAAAAACUUAGUUUUGUAGGCGAAUCUCUUAAAAUUUUGCGCCAUGAGGUUGGUGACAAGGCUGCCAUUCUGGGAUUUGUGGGUGCACCUUGGACUAUAGCAACAUACAUAGUGGAAGGGGGUACUACUCGUACCUACACCACGAUAAAGAGCAUGUGCCACACAUCGCCUCAUGUCCUCGAGGCACUUCUGUCUCACAUAACGGAGGCAAUUACUGAAUACAUAGUUUUCCAAGUUCAGGCUGGAGCUCAUUGUAUUCAAAUAUUUGAUUCAUGGGGUGGACAACUACCACCACAUAUGUGGGAACGCUGGUCUAAGCCUUAUAUUAAACAGAUAGUAGAUGCUGUGAGGAAAAGAUGCCCUGAAACACCGCUUGUUUUCUAUAUCAACGGAAAUGGCGGUCUCCUUGAAAGGAUGAAAGAUACUGGAGUUGAUGUGAUCGGGCUGGACUGGACAGUAGAUAUGGCUGAUGGGAGAUCACGGUUGGGUCCCGAAAUUAGUGUACAGGGGAACGUUGACCCUGCUUUUUUAUUUUCUCCUCUUGCAGCUUUGACUGAUGAAAUCCAUAGAGUUGUGAAAUGUGCUGGGCCGAAGGGUCACAUCUUAAAUCUUGGACACGGCGUUCUCGUCGGAACACCAGAAGAAGCUGUUGCCCACUUCUUUGAUGUUGCAAAAAGCUUCAAGUUUGACCGAGUUAUUUUCACAACAGAGGAGCCUAAACCAGCAGUUUGAAAGUAUUGAUUCAAUUAGCUGGCCAUUUCUGUUAGUUCACCUGAUUUAUAGAGGAAUUUACGUCGUUAGUAUCACCUGGUUUAUAGAGGAUUGUACGUUGUAUGAUGACGAUUUCAGGCUGCAUAUUCUAAAUUCUGACAAAAUUCCGAUUUUUGUAAAUGUUAAUGCUGAGGAAUUGUUGUAAGACCAUAUUUAUCAACACCAAGAUUUUGGUCUCAACCUAAUAAAAUAUAAUAUGUUAUCGUUU